AUGUUUAAUGUUGAUGUAUUAGAGACAGAGCAAGUAGUUAAUGUGGAUGCUGGAAAAGAGAAAGUGAUAGAUGACGUUGAAGGUGAUGAUGUUAAUAAGAGCACUACAAGUUCUUCGAGCUCUUCAGAUGACGAGAUUGACGAAACUGAAAGGUUGAAAAGAAUUCAAGCAGAGACAGAGAAAGAGAAGUUGUUGAGAAAGAGGAAAAGGCAAGAAAAGGAAGAUGCUCCAUAUGUGCCAUCUCCACAACAUGUGUCUGAAUCGCAAUCACCUUCAAGUGGUAGAAAGAAGGCCGGAUCAAGAAAGAAAGUUGUGUCUCCAAAGAUACGAAAAGUUACUCCAAAGAUUUCAAAGCCGAAGAUUGUCUUAAAGAGGAAACCUUCCAAAGAUUCCAGGAAACCACCAACACCACCACAUGAGCCAACACCACACCAAUCACCAAUCCAAUCACCUCCACGACAACAUACACCUCCACAACAACCUUCACCACCAAAACAACCAACACCACCCAGACAACCAUCACCAAUACACCUUUCACCACUACAUCUUUCACCACCACAACAACAAACCUUAUUCACAUCGCAAGAAAUCUUUAAAAAACUCACCCAAAUUCAACUAACACCUGGUUCUUCUGGGCACAGAGGUCUUCAUAUUCCUCAUGAUACUCUUGAAGAUAUUGGAGAUUUUGGCUUUGCAAACGAUGAACAAGUAAAGAAGCUUGAAAAGAAGAUGGAUGAAGUGUUGGACGAAAACAAAAAGUUAGCUGCUGAGAACAAGAAAGUUUCUGAUCGUGAAAAAAUUCUUGAAAUGCGUGUGAAGAGGUUGGAGACUGGUAACAAAGAAUUGCUGAAGAAGAUUGAUACUGAUCAAUCAGAGAUUGAUAUCUUGAAAGUGCGAGUUGCUGAACUUGAAGAAGAAAAAGCUCGCAGAGAUGAACAGAAUAAAUAUUUCGAGUUGAAAAACAAAGAGCUUGAAGCUGAAAAAGCAUUCAGAGAACAUGAGUUCUAUAUGUUAAACAAAGUCGUUGAAAGUAUGCUUGGAACGUCAGUUGAGCAAAAGUUUGAAGAGAUACAAGUCGAAGAACUCAGGGCUAAACGUCAAGCUGAGAUAAAUGAAUAG
Messenger RNA from Helianthus annuus (common sunflower), 1119 nucleotides. RefSeq names its product swi5-dependent recombination DNA repair protein 1 homolog. Lineage: Eukaryota; Viridiplantae; Streptophyta; Magnoliopsida; Asterales; Asteraceae. The coding region runs from base 1 to 1119 and encodes 372 amino acids. The record is from RefSeq and is a predicted model, not a curated record. The transcript has a single exon.